Metopolophium dirhodum (rose-grain aphid) is the source of this 1367-nucleotide messenger RNA. RefSeq names its product EF-hand calcium-binding domain-containing protein 4A-like. The coding region runs from base 247 to 1107 and encodes 286 amino acids. Gene Ontology annotation, molecular function: calcium ion binding. The record is from RefSeq and is a predicted model, not a curated record. The transcript has 8 exons. Lineage: Eukaryota; Metazoa; Arthropoda; Insecta; Hemiptera; Aphididae.
UUAAGACGAGUGGAGUGACGAUAAACUCUAGUGCGUUGGCCAGGCGAAUCAAUCGAGUGUUAGCGACGAGUCGUCAUUGUCACUAUAAAGUUACAAUCGAUUCACAAACAGUUUAAUACAAUUAAAACACUAUAUAUAUAGUGAUCGAUUGCCACUUUUAGGCUUUUAUUGACGUUUUGGCUGUUCUUUGAGUCUCAAGAAACGCACGCGCCAUAUAUAUAGCUGAAAUUAAAAGACGAGCUCUCAAUGACCCCGGAGCAAUUGGAGAUCGUAUUUGAUACACUGGAUGUGGAACAAAAAGGUUACCUCACACUCUGUCAAUUUUUGGAAAAGUUCAAAGACACUGCACCAAUGAAUUUCCGGAAUAAUCGAUGGAAGGAGCAGCAAAACAUCGUUUCAUUCAAAUGUUCUUACACGGAAGACAUCCAAACACUUUUGCAAACCAUCAAAGACACGAACAUGAUAAAAUUGAGCAUAGGGCAUUUAGAGAACAUAUGCAAGGCAGCCUCUCAAAUGGAACCAGACAGUGCGGUAUCGGUGGGCCGUAUCGAAGCGUUUCUCAGGGCGCUCAACAUUGACCUACUAAAGAUCGUCGAACGUGACAGGGAGCUGGAAGAGAUGCUGCAGAGCCGUGAGAUCCAACACCAAAACAACAUGCAAAAACUUUUCGAAGAACUCGAAUCGCAUUUCCGUGAAGAGCAAGAAAAGACCAAACUUGAAGACCAAAGAAAAUUCCGGUCAGAACUAACCACGUUGGAAAACGAACUUGCUGACAAGGAGGAUCGGUUCCGUGCCGCCGUGUCCACUAGGCAGGAAUUCGCAGGACAGCUAGUGGCAGCCCAACAACGUGAACUGGCGGUUAUGGCGGAAAACGCUAAACUUAUCGAAACCCGUGAAAGACUGUUGAAUGAUUUGGAUGCGGAACGGACCAAAACCUGUCGGCUGGAGGAAAUCAUCGAGAAGACCAAUGUGGAGUCAGCCGCGGACAACGAGAAACACUUCAAACAAGGAUUCUACGUGGCGAAAAAUUUAGUCUCCAUGAAAGAAGAAGGACUUUUGCAACAGUUAGAAAUCCUUCAGGACAUGAAAAACGUCCUGUUGAACUGACACUCAGGUGACGUCAUCGUCUCCGCCAUAAGUACUCAAUCUAAAUUUCACUAUUGAUAAUUCAUAUGCCUAAUAACACGCAUCCACAGACUAUAUACAGUGAUGCAACAUCGACAAUAAUACAUCAUAAUUAUUAUAUUUUAAUUACUAUUAUUAUUAGGUAUUGUUACUACAUUUGAAUUUAUGCAUCAGCUACAAAGUUAUUAUAGCUUGCAUUAGGCUAACAUUGUGUUUGCAUUAAAUUAGUUUAUACAUUACAA